Messenger RNA from Tigriopus californicus, 2309 nucleotides. Its product is annotated as glutamyl aminopeptidase-like. NCBI's taxonomy places the organism in Eukaryota, Metazoa, Arthropoda, Copepoda, Harpacticoida, Harpacticidae. The transcript has 3 exons. The record is from RefSeq and is a predicted model, not a curated record. Gene Ontology annotation, cellular component: cytoplasm. Gene Ontology annotation, biological process: peptide catabolic process; proteolysis. The coding region runs from base 147 to 2279 and encodes 710 amino acids. Gene Ontology annotation, molecular function: zinc ion binding; metalloaminopeptidase activity; peptide binding.
AUGGCAAGGAACGCGCCAUUGCCACCAGCAAAUUUCAACCCACCUAUGCUCGACGAGCUUUUCCCUGCUUUGACGAGCCCAGUUUCAAGUCGACCUUCAACAUCACGGUAGUCAGGCCAAGCGAGGGUUAAAUCGCUCUCUCCAACAUGCCAGAAACGACCUCUACCCCUGAUUCGCCCUCGGUGGGUCUCACGGAGGUGUCGUUCGAGAAAUCGGUCCCCAUGGUGACUUAUCUGGCCAUAUUCAUCGUGUGCGAUUUCAAGUACAUUGAGAGCGCCACUCCUGAGUACAACAUUCCAUUCCGCGUGUAUGGGACCGAGGAUAAUCAAGCUCUCCUGCAAUAUGCCACGGAUGUGGGCAGCCAUAUCACCGACUUUUAUCGCAAUUAUUUUGAUGUUGAAUACCCUCUACCCAAAUUGGACAUGGCGGCUAUUCCAGAUUACUCCUCGGGAGCUACCGAACAUUGGGGCAUGAUUACUUACCGGGAGACGAACAUGAUCUAUGAUCCGUCGGAAAGCUCAUCUUCAAACCAACGGAGAGUAGCGAAUGUCAUUGCCCACGAACUGGCUCAUCAAUGGUUUGGCAAUCUCAUGACUGUCAAAUGGUGGAAUGAUCUUUGGCUUAACGAGGGAUUUGCCUCUUACAUCCAAUACAAGGGUGCGAAGAGCUUCGAGACCGAUUGGGAUAUGGACUCUCUGUUUCUUACGGACGACUUGUACCGUGUGUUUGAUCUCGAUGCCACUUUAAGUUCUCACUCGAUUGUCGUGGACGUGGAUACUCCCGAUCAGAUCACCGCCGUGUUCGACACUAUUGCUUACAGCAAAGGUGCAUCGGUCAUCCGAAUGAUGGAAAACUUUAUGGGAGAGAAAGAUUUCCAGUUGGGGAUCCAUAAUUUCCUUGUCAAAUACCAAUUCCAGAACGCGAUCACUCAAGAUCUCUUUGAUGAGCUCACCGCCGUUUCUUCAGAUGGUUUGGAGAUCACAAAUAUCAUGGAUACAUGGACCAGGCAAAAGGGAUAUCCAUUGGUCACCUUGAGAAAGGAGUCCGGACAGUAUAAGAUCACUCAGAAGCGUUUCCUCACAGAUCCAGAUGCCUAUGACAAUCCAAAUGAGACAUCACCUUAUGAUUUCAAAUGGGAGAUUCCUGUGACGUAUAUUUCUUCGGAAGAUUCGACUCCUAAACAAGUUUGGUUCCACAAAGAUGAUGAGUCGAUCUCUAUUGAUAUUCCAACUGGAACAAUGUGGGUCAAAUUCAACGUAGGUCAAUAUGGCUAUUACCGCGUGAACUACCCCCAAGAGGAUUGGAAUACCCUGAGCCAAACCCUCAUUGACUCGCCACAAACGUUCUCCAUUUCUGACAGGACAAGCUUGAUUAGCGACGCUUUCGCUCUGGCUUCCGCUAGUGUCUUGGAUUAUCCGACCGCGCUGAAUAUGACCAAAUACUUAAAAGGCGAGAGAGAUUUGACCCCAUGGAACGUAGCCCUCUCUGCUCUGGGGUAUCUUUCCAAUGUAUUAUAUUACACCCCCACCUAUCCGAAUUUGGCCAAAUACAAAAGGCAAUUGAUACAGCCUUUGUACGAAGAACUAACAUGGACGGACGAUGGGACUAUCGACAAUCGACUCCUGCGUGUCAGUAUUCAUGAUCAAGCUUGUGGUCUCGGAAUCGAGGAUUGUUUGGACACCGCCGGACAAAUGUUCACGGAUUGGAUGGACAACAAUCAAACCAUUCCGCCGAACUUCAGGUCUUUGGUUUAUAAGUAUGGCAUGAAAACACGAGGCAAUCAAAAUACUUGGGAUUGGAUGCUAGCUAGAUACAAGGCUGAGAAGAACGCCCAAGAAAAGUCCAAGCUCAUGACUGGAUUGGCUUACAUCCAAGAUCCGGAGAUUUUGUACAAUUUCAUUCAGAUUGCCAAAGAUGAAUCCGUGGUGAGGUCCCAAGAUUAUUUGAGCAUGCUCAACAUCAUUUCGGGCAAUCGGGUGGGUGAGCCUAUUGUAUGGGAUUUCUUCCGUAACGAGUGGGAAUAUCUGGUCGACAGAUUUACUCUGAAUGAUCGUUAUUUGGGAAAGCUAAUCGCACAAAUUACGGAUCGAUUUUCAACUCAACAAAGGCUCAAGGAAAUGCAGGACUUCUUCAUCCAAUAUCCUGAGGCUGGCGCUGGAGAAUCGUCGCGAAAGAUUGCUUUGGAAACGGUUCAAAACAAUAUCAAGUUCUUGGAAACCUACUCCGACGUUAUUGACCAAUGGCUGAAUGAUAAUGCAAGAAAUCAAAAAGAGCAAUAAAGCUUGUGGGAUAAUAUUGCCCCAACAUAA